AGAAACAAAAAGUGGAAACUUUUUUUCCACUUUUCCGUUAACUUCAAGUUCUGAAAAAAUCAAAAUGGAUUUAGAGAAAAAUUACCCGACUCCUCGGACCGGCAGGACAGGACAUGGAGGAGUGAAUCAGCUUGGGGGGGUUUUUGUGAAUGGACGGCCACUCCCGGAUGUAGUCCGCCAAAGGAUAGUGGAACUCGCUCAUCAAGGUGUCAGGCCCUGUGACAUCUCAAGGCAGCUUCGAGUCAGCCAUGGUUGUGUCAGCAAAAUUCUCGGCAGGUAUUAUGAGACGGGGAGCAUCAAGCCUGGAGUAAUUGGAGGAUCCAAACCAAAGGUCGCCACGCCCAAAGUGGUGGAAAAAAUCGCUGAGUAUAAACGCCAAAAUCCCACCAUGUUUGCCUGGGAGAUCAGGGACCGGCUGCUGGCGGAACGGGUGUGUGACAAUGACACGGUGCCCAGCGUCAGUUCCAUCAACAGGAUCAUCCGGACGAAAGUUCAACAACCACCCAACCAGCCAGUCCCAGCUUCCAGUCACAGCAUAGUGUCCACGGGCUCCGUGACGCAGGUGUCGUCGGUGAGCACGGACUCGGCCGGCUCCUCGUACUCCAUCAGCGGCAUCCUGGGCAUCACGUCCCCCAGCGCCGACACCAACAAACGCAAGAGGGAUGAAGGUAUUCAGGAAUCUCCAGUGCCCAACGGUCACUCGCUGCCGGGCAGAGAUUUCCUCCGGAAGCAGAUGCGGGGAGACCUGUUCACGCAGCAGCAGCUGGAGGUGCUGGACCGCGUGUUUGAGAGGCAGCACUACUCGGACAUCUUCACCACCACGGAGCCCAUCAAGCCCGAGCAGACCACUGAGUAUUCAGCGAUGGCCUCGCUGGCUGGAGGCCUGGAUGACAUGAAGGCCAACCUGACCAGUCCCACCCCUGCCGACAUCGGGAGCAGUGUGCCUGGGCCACAGUCCUACCCCAUUGUGACAGGCCGUGACUUGGCGAGCACGACCCUCCCCGGGUACCCUCCGCACGUCCCCCCCGCCGGACAGGGCAGCUACUCAGCACCGACGCUGACAGGGAUGGUGCCUGGGAGUGAGUUUUCCGGGAGCCCCUACAGCCACCCUCAGUAUCCCUCGUACAACGACUCCUGGAGGUUCCCCAACCCGGGGCUGCUCGGCUCCCCGUACUAUUACAGCGCUGCAGCCCGAGGAGCUGCCCCACCUGCGGCCGCCACUGCCUACGACCGUCACUGACCCUCGGAGCCAGGCGGGCGCCAAGCACUUAUAAUACAUAUCACUGAGGGCGAUAGCCUCUCAGCCCCUCCGAAGACAGCCAGAGGGGUCCAGUGAGACCAUCCCCCAGCAAUCCCCUCUCGCCUGAAACUCCCUCCCAACCUUCUCCUGCCAGGGAGCUGGGGUUCUAUGGUAAGGCCAUUGGACUUCUAGACACACGUCCAUUUCUAAGAGUCAAUCAGUGAGCUUCUCCCAACAGUAACCAGGUCUCUGCAAAGCCACAGACUAUUCUGCAGACAACUGUAGCCCUAGCCUAGACUGCCAGUCCCCAGCUGACUGACCAUCCACCUGUCUUCCUGCCCCAGGCCUGGGAAGGAGAGCUUGCUUUUGUCACUUCAACAGCACCCGUGUAAAUACCUUCUUGCUUUUUUGCGGGCCUGAGGGUCCAACUGAGCAGACUGCCCAUCCAUUAUGCAUCCAGUACUCCUGAUGUGUCACAGGACAUCUUAGACCUGUGUGCAGACCAUCCCCUCUGUCCUGGCUGCCCCGUACAGGUGGGCUUGGAGUUGUCCUUGAGAAUAAGGAUGCCCACCUCCGGGCACAGCCUACUGCUCAUUGCUACUUCUUUAACGUCUGGACUAAGAGGCUCAUCGGGCUGGUUAUGCUUCAAGCUUCUACCCCUGAGAUCCCUCCUCGGGAGAAACACACUGGAGAGAUGCCCUGCCUUCCUGAUUCCGUUUUUGUUUUUGUUUUUGUUUUUUUUUGGCCCCAGUGCAGUGUGAGCAGCUCUUUUCCAUAUCAAAGGACUCAAAGAGAACAAAGAACUGUCUGGGAGAUUCCUCAGCUACAAAGUCUAAACAUACUGUCCAAGGUGCUGACUGCAUUGUGGACUUGGAAUCCUGGGGCUGGACAGGACCCAGAAGACCAUAGUCCAAGGCAGGGACUCCCAAGCCCCUGGAACCACUGAACUGAACUGGGAUGUAUUUUCUGAGGCAUGCCCAGGCUCAAAUCACAUUGGACACCCACCAUGGACAUUUCUCCCACCCUCCAGGAUGCCAGAAAGUGGAUUCCGGGCAAGCCUGUCCCUGGCACGUAGACAAUAAUUAACAAAAAAAGACAUUAUCGCACUGAGGACCACAAACACCUACAGCAGUCAGCCAGAGCUUCCCAAUUAGCCCCUCCCUGUCCCCAUGGAGCCUAGUAUGCAGCUAGGAAUAGAGGUGCUGGGGUAGGAGCAGAUGCCUAACUUUGCACAGUGGGUAUAUACCUAUUGAUGCAAGGGGUGGUGAUGGUCAGGGCCAUGGCCAAGGACCCUGGGAGCUUGGAGACCUCAGUGGAUGCUGGAGUGGCCAGAAAAAAACACUUGGGAAGAUGUGGGGGACAGAGGAAGGCCUUUCAGGAGGGGAUCAAGAUAAGUAGUAAGGAACUGUUGUGUGAACUGGGAGUGGUUUUGAAAUAGGAGUGCCAGGGGCCAACAUCCCUUUGCCUGGAGCCUCAAUUCCUUCAGUAGUCUUUCCUGCCAAGUCAGAACAACAAGAUGAAGGCCCUGUCCCGAUCUAGGCUUAAUUACAUAGAUGAAAAUAGACUUUGCCAUCUCGUGUGACAGGGUCUCUGAUGUUUGCAUGUCACCAAGUUGGCAAAGAGCUGGGGCAGUGCAGAGCCUGGGGUUACUGGGCCUGGGAGGUCUUGUCCUGGCCAUACCACUUCUUUGCUGUGUGACCUCGGACUAGACCUUCCCCUUUGAGCCUCGGCUGACUUGGUACAGCUGGGUCACCUACAAGGCCAUCCUCCAGUAAUCUCCUUGCCUUCCUCUUUCCCAGGGUGCUGGGGCUGUAACUGGGCCAUCCGGGGGCAGGUCUUCUACUUCUGAGCAAGCAUAGGGGGUGGGCAUCUAUGUCCUACUAAUAUUUGGACCAAAUGGGAAAUAAGAACAUGCAGAGGGAUGGGAAUCUGCCUUGAAAAGAUCUAGUCCAGCUCCCCCCAGGGGAAACUGAGGCCCAGUUUGGGGAAGCCUAGAACAAUGCAGAGAAAUAGAACAGAUCCCUGGCCACCACGUGUUUACUCCCCAACAUCCUACAAGGUGGUGGGAGAGAAGAGGAAACCAGGACUCAACAAGGUGGAGUCCCCAGGCAGUGACUGGCAGAGGUGGGGCUAAGAUUCAGCCUCCUGACCCCUGGCACAAGGUGAUCCCUCCAUCCCUGGAGAGGGAAGUUGACAGCAAGGGCAAUGGGAAAUCGUUCUGGGCCCACUGCCACAGAUGGAAAGUCCUGAGCUAUUAGUGACAAGGAGGCCCAGCCACCCAGGGCAGAGGUGGAGCCAGGGCACUCCCUAACAGGCACACCCACCACCUUGGAACCUGCUGGGCAAAGA
Neogale vison (American mink) is the source of this 3589-nucleotide messenger RNA. It is a transcript of the gene PAX5, whose product is annotated as paired box 5. Gene Ontology annotation, molecular function: DNA-binding transcription factor activity, RNA polymerase II-specific; RNA polymerase II cis-regulatory region sequence-specific DNA binding. The coding region runs from base 65 to 1240 and encodes 391 amino acids. The transcript has 10 exons. Gene Ontology annotation, biological process: anatomical structure development; regulation of transcription by RNA polymerase II. Lineage: Eukaryota; Metazoa; Chordata; Mammalia; Carnivora; Mustelidae. The record is from RefSeq and is a predicted model, not a curated record.